CGUGUCUUCCUUCGUCCAACUGAGUCACUGAGCUCGAAUGGCUUUGGCGACCGCUAAAAUUACGGAACUGCCUCUCCGGAACGCUCUGCCGAUCUCCUUCCGGUCAGACUCACUCCGGCGACUGUUCAGGUCACGAAAACCCUCGGCCCAGUCCGUCAGAAGCUACAUUUCCUCCUCUCUGCGGACGACGAAUCCUCAUAACCCGAAGAAGUCUUACCCGAAGGCCGACGCGCAGCAGGAGGAGCCGAGGUACUUCGAUGGGGAGAGAGGGAAGAAUGCGAUCGAGAAGAUUGUGCUGCGGCUCAGGAACCUGGGGCUGGGUUCCGACGACGAGGAAGAGGAGGAGGAACGGGGGGAGUUACAAUUCGGAGGAUUUUCGGCGACCGGAGAGGAGAGAUUGGGUGACUUGCUGAGGCGAGAAUGGGUUCGGCCCGAUAGCUUCCUGGCCGAGGAUGAAGGGGUAUUGCCGUGGGAGAGGGAGGGGGCGGGAGAGGUGCGGGGGAAGGAGGGAGGAGGGAAUAAGAGGAUUGUAAAGCCCCCGACUUUGGCGGAGCUGACAAUUGAGGAAGAGGAGCAGAGAAGGUUGAGGAGGAUGGGAAUGGUUCUUAGGGAGAAGAUCAAUAUCCCGAAGGCUGGGAUUACGAAGGAGGUGCUCGAGAAGAUUCAUGGCAAGUGGAGAAAGGAGGAGCUUGUUAGGCUCAAGUUCCAUGAGGUUCUUGCUCAUGAUAUGAAGACGGCCCAUGAGAUUGUCGAGCGUCGAACUGGAGGAUUCGUCAUAUGGAGAUCAGGAAGUGUUAUGGUGGUAUACCGUGGGGCCAACUACAAUGGCCCUGCUUCAAGAUCCAAACCUUCGGCAAGAGAGCGUAAUGCUCCGUCCGUAUUCGUCUACGCUUCUGCUAAUGAAUUGGCUGAAAGAAAUGCCGAAGAUGCUAGCAUGAUAUCGGAGAAGCCUGAGACCAUGCCUUGCCUUAAUGGGGAGAGCUUGACUGAAGAGGAAAUCGAAUAUAACAAGCUGUUAGAUGGUUUGGGUCCUCGCUUUGAUGAAUGGUGGGGGACAGGAGUACUUCCUGUAGACGCAGAUUUGCUUCCCCAGAAGAUUCCCGGGUACAAAACACCUUUCAGGCUUCUUCCUUCUGGGAUGCGAUCCCGACUUACUAACGACGAGAUGACCGACCUAAGAAAGCUUGCCAAGUCGCUUCCUUGUCACUUUGCUCUUGGGAGAAAUAGAAAUCAUCAGGGACUGGCGGCUGCUAUCAUUAAGCUUUGGGAGAACAGUUUAGUCGCGAAGAUUGCUGUUAAGCGUGGUAUUCAGAAUACAAACAAUAAACUCAUGUCCGAGGAGCUGAAGAAUUUAACAGGAGGUGUCUUAUUGCUCCGGAAUAAGUAUUACAUAGUCAUCUAUCGUGGAAAAGAUUUUCUUCCGCCUAGUGUAGCUGCUGCAUUAUUAGAAAGACAGCAGUUGGCGAAUCAGAUACAAGAUGUUGAAGAGAAAGUUCGGACAAGAGAAAUUGAGGAGGUUCCAUCAGCUCACCAUGAAGGACAGGCACUUGCAGGUACUUUGGCAGAGUUCUACGAGGCUCAAGCUCGAUGGGGAAGAGAGAUAUCUGCCGAAGAACGUGAAAAGAUGAUUGAAGAAGCUUCCAAAUCAAAGAGCGUUAGGCUUGUCAAAAAGAUUGAGCACAAGCUGGCUGUUGCCCAAGCUAAGAAACUAAGGGCCGAGAGACUGUUAUCUAAAGUAGAAGCAUCUAUGGUUCCUGCUAGUCCCGAUGAGGACCAGGAAACGAUUACGGAAGAGGAGCGUACUAUGUUCCGCAAAGUUGGUCUACAGAUGAAGCAAUAUUUGCCCCUUGGCAUUCGAGGAGUUUUUGAUGGUGUAAUUGAGAACAUGCAUUUGCAUUGGAAACAUAGAGAACUCGUGAAGCUAAUAUCCAAGCAGAAAACGCUCGCUUUUGUUGAAGAUACAGCAAGGUUGUUGGAAUAUGAGAGUGGUGGAAUACUGGUUGCAAUAGAAAGAGUGUCCAAAGGGUUCGCUCUAAUAUACUAUCGAGGGAAGAACUAUCACCGGCCCAUUAGUUUAAGGCCGAGAAACCUCCUCACUAAGGCAAAGGCAUUGAAGCGUUCCGUUGCAAUGCAACGCCAUGAGGCUCUCAGUCAACACAUAGCUGAAUUGGAGAAAACAAUUGAACAGAUGAAGAGUGAAAUAGGAGAUAUAAGUGACAUGGAAUCCGAGGAUCCUUGGAGCUCCAAUGAGAAUGGCCCAGUCAAUCGACUCUCAGAAUUCACAGGGAGCGAAGAUGAAGCUGUGUCCCAUCUCUCUGAUGAUGACUAUGAUGAUGAUGAUGAGGAUGAUGAAGGUGAUGAAGGUGAUCAAAAUGAUCUAGAUUGGGAAGAUGGCGAGGAAUCUGAAUUUUCUUGAAAGACAUCAACAGAAUGAUCCGCUCCGGCAAGAAUCAUUCGUCCUUUCACUGAAUUGUCAAGUGACCGAAUACCUGUCCUGCCAUUCCCUAUCUUUGUCUCGGAGAUGGGAUCUUGAUUCAAAUACAGAGAAUCAAUCUGGUAUUCUGGGAUGGACUGCACAUUGUUGAUAAUCAUGGUCUCCUUUCCUCGUCACCGGCAGCGAAAAUUGCUCGAUGCCUUGUACUUCCUGGCUGAUGUUUAUGGCGCUUCUCUUCAGUUCUGAGUUAGAAUGUGUGUGGAAGUUGAGUCGGAGUGGUACGAUGUUGUUCUGUUUGUAAUCACGCACGAGGUCUCCGUGACUUAUUCAUGUUCGUUCCGAGAUAACUUUUCUAAAAAACACCAUGUAUGUAUUUCUUGUCAUUGAAGAUGUUAAGAAAAGCUCAUCUGGUAGAGAGGUCAGGCUUUUGGAUUGGUUGAAGCCUGAACACUUAGAGCAGUUCAUGGGCCGGGCAGAAGGCCCACUUCUUACCAUCUUAUUGAUCAGUCCAUAUGUCCUCAUUUAAA
Punica granatum (pomegranate) is the source of this 2961-nucleotide messenger RNA. The record is from RefSeq and is a predicted model, not a curated record. Lineage: Eukaryota; Viridiplantae; Streptophyta; Magnoliopsida; Myrtales; Lythraceae.